This is a messenger RNA of Nyctereutes procyonoides (raccoon dog), 6378 nucleotides long. It is a transcript of the gene ATP6V0A2, whose product is annotated as ATPase H+ transporting V0 subunit a2. Bases 415 to 2967 code for a protein of 850 amino acids. Gene Ontology annotation, biological process: vacuolar acidification; proton transmembrane transport. Gene Ontology annotation, molecular function: ATPase binding; proton-transporting ATPase activity, rotational mechanism. The transcript has 20 exons. The record is from RefSeq and is a predicted model, not a curated record. Gene Ontology annotation, cellular component: vacuolar proton-transporting V-type ATPase complex; plasma membrane; vacuolar proton-transporting V-type ATPase, V0 domain. NCBI's taxonomy places the organism in Eukaryota, Metazoa, Chordata, Mammalia, Carnivora, Canidae.
GCCUCCCUUCCGCGGGCUCCCGGGCAGGGGCGCGCCGCCACCGCCCCCGUUUCGCAAGCGGGAAAGCUGGGGACCGGCUUAUCGGCCGGAACUUCCGCAGAGCGGGCCCGAGCCCCGCGGCGUCUGGUCCGCGGCGUCUUUGGCCAGAUUAGUUAGAAACGCCCCGUGUAGUCUUCGCCAACUUCGGGGAGUGCCGUCGGAUGCCCGGGACGCCGACUCCGUGCCGGGCGCUGGGCUGGCUGCGGGAGGACGAAUCUGAUGAGGCCUUCUGGAGACCUUUUGGAACUUAUGGGGGUGGCGGGGACAAACAUCCGCAAGUAAAUACAUGAACAUAAUGUGUUCGCCGUGAGGGUGAUAAGAAAGGAGGAUGCUAUGAUGGUGACUCGGGUCGGAGGAGGUGACGUGUGAGCCGGGAUGAGGCCUGAAUGGGAAAGAGCUGGCCCCGGAAGAUCUGGGGGACAAGGUCUGGGACGGAGGGAACCGGAGGAGCCCCCAACCCGAAUCGAGAAGGAGCUUGGACUCAACCAGAAUGUAAGUUCCUUCCAAAGAAAAUUUGUUGGUGAGGUGAAGAGGUGUGAAGAACUAGAACGAAUAUUAGCAUAUUUGGUGCAGGAAAUUAAUAGAGCUGACAUUCCCCUCCCUGAGGGAGAGACCAGUCCUCCUGCACCACCUCUUAAACAAGUCCUAGAAAUGCAGGAGCAGCUGCAGAAGCUCGAGGUGGAGCUGAGAGAAGUCACCAAGAACAAGGAGAAACUGAGGAAAAACUUGCUUGAGCUGAUCGAGUACACUCACAUGCUGAGAGUGACAAAAACCUUCCUGAAACGGAACGUGGAGUUUGAACCCACUUAUGAAGAAUUCCCUCCCUUAGAGAAUGAUUCCUUGUUGGACUACAGCUGUAUGCAGAGGCUGGGAGCAAAACUGGGAUUUGUAUCUGGCCUAAUUAACCAAGGAAAAGUUGAAGCAUUUGAGAAAAUGCUGUGGAGGGUCUGCAAAGGGUACACCAUUGUGACCUAUGCAGAACUGGAUGAGCCCCUUGAGGACCCUGAAACAGGAGAAGUCAUAAAAUGGUAUGUGUUUUUAAUAUCCUUUUGGGGAGAGCAGAUCGGCCACAAGGUUAAGAAGAUAUGUGAUUGUUACCACUGCCAUGUUUACCCCUACCCAAAUACUGCUGAGGAACGAAAGGAAAUCCAGGAGGGGCUCAAUACCCGAAUUCAAGAUCUUUACACUGUGCUUCACAAGACUGAGGAUUAUUUAAGGCAAGUGCUGUGUAAAGCUGCUGAGUCUGUCUAUAGCCAUGUCAUCCAGGUGAAGAAGAUGAAAGCCAUUUACCACAUGCUGAACAUGUGCAGCUUCGAUGUGACCAACAAGUGCCUCAUUGCUGAAGUCUGGUGUCCCGAAGCUGACCUGCACGAGCUACGCCGGGCACUCGAGGAGGGGUCGAGAGAGAGCGGUGCUACGAUACCCUCAUUUAUGAACACAAUCCCAACAAAAGAAACACCUCCAACUCUAAUCCGCACCAACAAGUUCACCGAGGGGUUUCAGAACAUUGUGGAUGCCUACGGAGUUGGGAGCUACAGGGAAGUGAACCCAGCUCUCUUCACCAUCAUCACUUUCCCCUUUUUGUUUGCUGUGAUGUUCGGAGACUUCGGCCAUGGCUUUGUGAUGUUCUUAUUUGCCCUCUUGCUCGUGAUAAAUGAAAACCAUCCCAGACUAAAUCAGUCACAAGAGAUCAUGCGAAUGUUUUUCAAUGGCCGAUACAUCCUCCUGCUGAUGGGGCUGUUCUCUGUGUACACGGGCCUCAUCUACAACGACUGCUUUUCCAAAUCUGUGAACCUGUUUGGCUCUGGGUGGAAUGUGUCUGCCAUGUACAGUUCCAGCCAUGCCCUAGCUGAGCACAGGAACAUGGUGCUCUGGAAUGACACCAUUGUCAGGCGCAGCAGAGUGUUGCAGUUAGACCCCAGUGUUCCCGGAGUGUUCCAGGGUCCUUAUCCUCUAGGCAUCGAUCCUAUUUGGAACCUGGCCACAAAUCGUCUCACUUUUCUAAACUCUUUUAAAAUGAAAAUGUCUGUGAUUUUAGGAAUUAUUCACAUGACUUUUGGAGUCAUUCUGGGAAUAUUUAACCACCUGCAUUUCCGGAAGAAGUUCAAUAUUUAUUUGGUUUCCGUCCCAGAACUUCUCUUCAUGCUGUGCAUCUUUGGAUACCUUAUAUUUAUGAUUGUCUAUAAGUGGCUGGUUUAUUCAGCAGAAACCUCCCAAGUUGCUCCCAGCAUUCUGAUUGAAUUUAUUAACAUGUUUUUAUUUCCGGCUAGUGAAACAAAUGGUCUUUACUCAGGGCAGGAGCAUGUCCAGAGAUUGCUGCUGGUCGUCACAGCUUUGUCUGUGCCUGUUCUCUUCCUGGGAAAACCGCUCUUCUUGUUGUGGCUGCACAAUGGGCGCAGUUGCUUCGGAGUAAGCAGGAGUGGUUACACGCUUAUAAGGAAAGAUAGUGAAGAAGAAGUUUCUCUGCUGGGAAGCCAAGACAUAGAAGAGGGAAAUAACCAAGUGGAAGAUGGAUGUAGAGAAAUGACAUGUGAAGAGUUUAAUUUUGGAGAAAUAUUAAUGACCCAAGUGAUUCAUUCCAUCGAGUACUGUCUGGGAUGCAUCUCCAACACCGCCUCGUAUCUGAGGCUCUGGGCUCUCAGUUUGGCUCACGCACAGUUGUCUGAUGUCCUGUGGACCAUGCUGGUGCGCGUGGGCCUCCGAGUAGACACCACUUACGGAGUCUUGUUGCUGCUGCCAGUUAUUGCUCUGUUUGCAGUUCUGACAAUUUUCAUCCUUUUGAUCAUGGAAGGCCUUUCCGCAUUUCUUCACGCCAUACGCCUCCACUGGGUAGAAUUUCAGAACAAGUUCUAUGUUGGUGCAGGCACCAAAUUUGUUCCUUUCUCAUUCAGACUACUCUCGUCCAAGUUCGGUGACGACAUGGCAUGAUCGCAUUGCUGUAUCUGACAAGCUGUCAAAUUUAUGGAGAAUUAUCAUGUUACAGAAUUUCACUUACGUCAGAUUUACAAUAGGAAAAAUUCCGUCUUCAUUGAUUGCCUUAUGAUAUAGCCAAAUAAUUCUGUAAGAUAUACCUCUUCCACAUGUUAAAUAUUUUGUAAAGUUUAUCAAUUUCAGAUAUAUAAAUUUCUUUCAGUUUUUAUGAUGAGCAAAUAGAUGUUAAUGCCAAAAGUUAUGUUAAAGUUAUUUUUAAAAAUAGAGGCUUGGGGGAGAGAAGCGGUUUUGAAUGUUUAAUUGAAACUGGUCUUAGAUAUUUAGUUCCUUUUCACCUUAUUAAAACAACAAAGAGGUAGUCUGUCGCUUGACGUUUUCAGAUAAUAUUUUCCAACUGCUGAAGUUAAGUAUAGUUUUUUUAAAAAAAUUUAAUGACGGAUAAUCAAAAAGAUUCAUAUUCUGCUUGAUUAAAAGUAUGUAAACAUUUUUUUAUUGUAUGCUAUCUAGAACUGCAAGUAAGGGAUUGUUUCUACAAUUUUGUCUUGUUUUAAUAAUUGGGGAAAAUGGGAUGAAAUAACGUAAAACAGAUGGUUAUCCCACUUGUAUAUUUUUAAAACUGUUCUUAUCCUGUUAUCCUUAUGUAAAACCGAUUAUGAUAAUUGUAUGUUUGAAAGGUAAACUGUAUACUGAGCCUUAAGACCCAAUAUGACUGGAGAAGAUACGAUAUGGAUGUGAUUUGAGCUUAGAGACCAGCUUGGCUAAUGUAACUGAACCAGAAGGGGUUUAUACCGAGUGAAAGGAAGAUUAAAAAGUAGUAUUUUGUGUAUUUUUAUAACAAAAUAUAAAUUGAGUAUUUUACCCUAAAGAGAUUGCAGCUGUCCUUGAGAACAGUCUAAUUUUUUACUUUCAGACUAAUUAUAAAUAAAGGUCUCAUAAAGGUAUUUAGAGUUAAUUUAAACUUUCAAACACUGGAUCAAUUGAAAAUUAAUUCUUAGAAUCUUUAGUUUAAAUCCAUCUAUUCACUUGAAAUAUAGUUUUGAAUAAAUAUAGGUCUGUCCUAGGGAAUAUUUUAAUCUGUGCAGACAGUCCUUGACUUCAAUGGUUUAGUUUAAUGAAUUUUGAAUUAAUGAUGGUGUGAAAGCAAUACUGCAUUCAGUAGAAACUGUAGUUGGAAUUUUGAAUUUGACUUGUCCCGGGCUCGCGAUCUGUGGCCCCAUCCUCUCCCCUGAUGCUGGGCAGUGGCCGCAGCACUCCCAUCAGCCACAUGGUCACGAGGGUCACUGACCACCACCUGCACCCAACACCUCAUUAUAAAAUAGGCUUUGUGGUAGAGCUCACAUUGGUGCUCUGAGCAUGAUUAAGGUGGGCCAGGCUAAGCUGUGUUGUCCCAUAGGUCAGAUGUGGUAAAUGUAUUUUCAACUUUGAAUAUUUUUAACUUACGAUGAGACCCCAUCGUAAGUCGAGGAAGAUCUUUUGUCUUGUAAAUUAUGUUCAUUUUUCAUAUUUUACUGUAACUGUAGAUAAUUAUUUUCAAAAAGAAAUCUGCUGUGUUCUCACUUUCUUAACAUUUUGAGAAACUUUCGAAAAGGUCUGUCCGUGUACUCUUUCACCUGACUGGUGGUAAUGUUUGGAAUUUUCAUUCUAGCUGAGCUUAUGGUAGCAUUGAAUCUAAGUGUAUCUUUUCAGAAUGUCAAGACCUGUUUGCUGAGAGGCACGAACUAAGCACCCCGACAUAAUUGGGACUCUCCCAUUACACCUUUCUAAGUGUAGGAAAUGUUCCAUGCUGCUCUUCUGUGAGCUGUUACUGAAAGCCAGCCUGGAGUUACUAGGUUUUGUCCCUCAUAUUACAGUAUCAAGCCUAAACUAUGCUGAUGAGACUCUGGGAUGUGAUUCUGCUCUCAGGGUUCAUUUUCCCUGGGAAAGUGUAAUGUUGGUUGGACACUUCUGUUGGGAGAAAUGCAAAAUCUCAAUAAUGCUGCCGAGGUUGCAGACUUGUCCCUGAAAAGUUGACAUCUUUAUUACUUUUACUCCAAGUAUCUGUGGUAAUAAAAGGGUAACUGAUUCAUCCCUAGGAAAACCCUGGUUUCAGAGUACCAUUAACUGAUUAGUAAACAAGAGGCAUGCAGUGUCUGCUGAAAGUUUUUAGGGUCCCCUUUGGUGACUUGUUAUGGUCCAGUUUGUAAUUCUAAGUAACACCUCUUAUCAGGAUAUAGAACAGAGAGGGAAGAGUCAUUUUUUUAAUUGAAACCUAUGCAGUAGUUAUGUAUCCUAUGUAAUUAUAUAAAAAAAUGUCUUAGUGGUCCUAACUUUUAUGAAAGAACUCUGUAGAAAUAGAGUUCGAUGGUGUCUUUUAGGCACCAGGGGAAAUUUUAUUUUUUUCUAAGGCUAUAGGUUCCAGUGUUAUGUUACCAGAGCAGUUGCUGUGCUUUGUUUUUAAGCUGUUUGGUAGAACUAUUAUACAUACAAUUUUAAAGACAGACUUUAUUCCCUUAAUAGCAAAUAUCCAGAGGCAAAAUGGUCAGUUAUCAUGGUGAUGUUACAUAUCUGCUUAUUUUCCUGCAGAGAACGUUCAUGAUAAAUGGCAUGAUGGCCACAUUUUCUAGUUUUCAUCCAGGUGUUCACUCCAUGUGGAAUCCUAAAAUAAAAAUCCAAGGGAUUUCUUCAGGAAACAAUUUGAUUUCAUCCUGCAAGGCUAAGGAGUAUCCUUGUGGUGACAUAAUUGUGAUAAGGAACUCAAGAGGGUGUUCUGGUGAGGAUCAUGAUGAGCUUUCCAUUCAUUGUGGAUAGGACCUUGAAAUGAAUCACCUUUCACUGAAUGUCACUCUGCCCUCGUUUGUGGAGUAGGUAUUUUUAUAAAAACAUUCCGUUUUGUUUUCAUUCUGCUGUAGUUUAAUAAGCCAUAGAAUAUAGCAUAGGUAACUCAGGAUGUUUAUGAAUUAAAUAUUCAGACAUUUUAGGGCCUGAUUCAUUUUGGAAAACAAAAACAAAACUUCUAUAACUGUUCUGCAGUCUGCAUUUAAAAACAGUAAAUUUCUUCAUUAAAAUUUUAAAGCCAAAUUUGCUUGCAUGCCAUCUAGUGGAUCUCCAGUAACGUUAUUGAGAAAUCUUAAUUCAAGAUGAUGGAAAUGAGGCAGUUCCAAGUAAUAGUUUUCCAACAGCUAGGUCAUUGAUGCUGAGCUUUGGUUUAGAAUUGUAAGAAAUACUUCCAGCGUUCCACUUGUUCCUUGAUGGGAAAAUCCAGUGGGAAGGCUAGGUUCUUGGGGUCAGCCUUUGUCUAAAGACUCAACUCUGUGAGGGGGAAACCACAGUCGCUAAAAGUGUCACAAAUGCACAAAAGGACAAUUUUGCAUCUUCCUAUCAGUACUGGACUUCUUUUACUAAUGAAAAAUAAAUAUAUUUUUUAAAGCA